Messenger RNA from Scheffersomyces amazonensis, 1388 nucleotides. RefSeq names its product Ca(2+)-dependent cysteine protease (gene MCA1). Gene Ontology annotation, molecular function: cysteine-type endopeptidase activity. Gene Ontology annotation, biological process: proteolysis. The transcript has a single exon. The coding region runs from base 72 to 1268 and encodes 398 amino acids. The record is from RefSeq and is a predicted model, not a curated record. NCBI's taxonomy places the organism in Eukaryota, Fungi, Ascomycota, Pichiomycetes, Serinales, Debaryomycetaceae.
AUGAAUUUCAGUUGAAAGUAACGAAUCAUAUAGUUAUAGUACAAGUAACUAGUUAAGUAUCUGUAUAAAUUAUGUUUCCAGGUGCUAGUAAUAAUUCUUAUAAUAAUUAUGGUCCACCUCAAGGUCCACCACCUCAACAACAAGGAGGUUAUUAUGGUGGACCUCCACCAGGACCUCCCCCAGGAAAUUAUGGUGGAUAUGGUGGAGACGGAGGUUACUACAGAGCUCCACCAGGGCCACCACCUCCACAACAACAACAACAACAAUAUGGAAACCAUAAUCAAUAUGGAUCUGGUGGUGCUCAUGGACCACCAUCGGGUGCUCAAAGUUUUGGACAAAAUACUAAUUACACAUUUCAAUACUCUAAUUGUUCUGGUAGAAAAAAGGCUUUGUUAGUUGGAUGCAAUUAUUUUAAUUCUCGUAAUGAAUUAAAAGGGUGUAUCAAUGAUGUUAAAAAUAUGAGUAAUUUCUUAAAUCAAAGAUGGGGUUAUAAAUGGGAAGAUAUGGUUAUUUUAACUGAUGAUCAACAUGAUUUAAGUAGAGUUCCUACUAAAAAUAAUGUUAUCAGAGCCAUGCAAUGGUUAGUUAAAGAUGCUAGACCAAAUGAUUCUUUAGUAUUUCAUUAUUCGGGUCAUGGGGGUAUUACUAAGGAUUUAGAUGGAGAUGAAGAAAGUGGAUAUGAUGAAGUUAUCUAUCCAGUUGACUUUGAACAAGCAGGUCAUAUAGUUGAUGAUGAUAUGCAUGCAAUUAUGGUUAGACCAUUACCUCCAGGUUGUAGAUUAACUGCCUUAUAUGAUUCAUGUCAUUCAGGUACAGCAUUAGAUUUACCUUAUGUUUAUUCUACAAAGGGGGUAAUUAAAGAACCAAAUUUAUUAAAAGAUGCCGGUAUGGGAGCAGUUACUGCAUUAAUGGAUUAUGAAACAGGUAAUAUAGGAGGAGCAAUUUCAGCCGUUACAGAUAUAUUUAAAAAAGUUACUAAUCUGUCUAAUGUUAAUCAAGAUAGAAUUAGACAAAUCAAAGCAUCACCAGCUGAUGUCAUAUCAAUUUCUGGAUGUAAAGAUGAUCAAACUAGUGCUGAUGCUCAAGAAAAUGGUCGAGCUACAGGGGCUAUGUCUUGGUCAUUUAUUAAGGUACUAACCGAUAUGCCGGAUCAAUCAUAUUUAUCUUUAUUAAACAAUAUGAGAACACUUUUAAGUCAAAAAUAUUCACAAAAACCUCAAUUGAGUUGUUCUCAUCCUCAAGAUAUGAAUAUCAGGUUUAUCAUGUGACUGCGACCGUUUAAACUAUUUCUUUAUAUAGCAUCUCUUCUACCAGUUUCAAUUGAUUAUGUGCCUCGUUUAUUCUACUUGCCACAAAACAAAGAAAAAAAAUGUCUGGAUUUGAUCCAG